Molecule: messenger RNA, 162 nt
Organism: Protopolystoma xenopodis
Lineage: Eukaryota; Metazoa; Platyhelminthes; Monogenea; Polystomatidea; Polystomatidae
Source: the annotation of a GenBank genome assembly
AUGCAAAUGGGAGCAAAGUCACUCAGUGCACAUCUCGACUUUCCACACUUGACCCUGGGCUAUGCUCGCUGCCCACUGGAAUUUGAGUUGGCGCCAACAGCAGCUUUGAGCCGUAUUCUCUUCUGUCCUGGAAGGCAUCUUUCGAUAACUCGUCUCUGCUAG